Messenger RNA from Cyprinus carpio (common carp), 4281 nucleotides. Its product is annotated as runt-related transcription factor 1-like. Gene Ontology annotation, biological process: regulation of cell differentiation; hemopoiesis; neuron differentiation. The transcript has 10 exons. Gene Ontology annotation, molecular function: ATP binding; DNA-binding transcription factor activity, RNA polymerase II-specific; RNA polymerase II cis-regulatory region sequence-specific DNA binding. Gene Ontology annotation, cellular component: nucleus. The record is from RefSeq and is a predicted model, not a curated record. The coding region runs from base 1088 to 2626 and encodes 512 amino acids. NCBI's taxonomy places the organism in Eukaryota, Metazoa, Chordata, Actinopteri, Cypriniformes, Cyprinidae.
CUGGAGGUGGACGCAGGUGUGUGGCUGCCAGAUAAUAGAGGCUUGAGGGUUGCAGGGGACCUUUUACGUUAUGUGAGCAUGGUGUUCUUUAGACAAAAUGAAACGUCCUAAUCAGUUGUGUGAUGGGUAGGACUCUUGUGUGAUAUCAUGACCCACUUGGACAUGUUAUGCAAUGCCUUCAUUAAGAGCAGGCUCAAGGCACCAUGCAACAUGAAACACAUCAAAUAUGAUAUUAAAUCUUCACUUUAGUUCCAUGUCAAAUGCUAAAAGUAAAAAUAUUUAACCCCUAAAAUUAUUUGAAUUACACUUAAAAGAAUAUAAAUGUCACUGAACCAGCAGAUGAGACAGAUACAAAAGGCAUCAUGUAAAUUUUGACGAUCUGCAGUGCCUUUAUGGCAUCUGAGACACAGAACUAAUUGUGUCCUCUGUUGGAGACAGAUUUGCAUGCUUUAACUUAUGCAGCGCGACUUGCUUAACUCUAGUACACAAACUCUGACACACACACACACAUGCAUCGACUGUUAAACGCUGCUGCGUUCUAACCUACUCACUUUCAACCCCCUCUGUUCCACUCACACGCUCUUACAAUUGAAACAGACCACAUCUAUUUCCUCCUUUUCAAGCAAAUGCGGACAGGUGGAGGUUUGAUAGACUGGCCCGAAUGCCAGAUAAUGCAGAACAAAACCUGUGCAGAAAAAAAAAAACAGAAUUAAAUUCGCUAGAACAUGUGACCUAAAUGGCCCAAUGGUGCUUGGAUGCUGUUUUUCCCCCCACUUGUGGGGAACGGUUAAACUUGUUGUCAGACUAAGGGAGAAGCUUUCUGUGGGCCGCCACAACCACAAACCAAGUCUGCCACCGGUCACGGCUCUCUAGGCACUAGAAAACAGUGAGAUAAAGAUAGACAAGAGGGACUCAAAUGCGAGAGGGGGAGGGAGAAUACGUGUUGAUGUCAGUGUGUGAAUCAGCCAAAUCGCCGAAAAAAAAAAACCCCACAGUGACUAGUUUGCGCUCCUGCUCUUUUGCACAAGGGUAAGCAUCAGUCAACCACAGGCUGACCGCCGAUCGCAAUCUCCCGUGUCUGUGAACCAUGCACAGAAUCCAAGGACAGAACCGCCUCGCUGGACCAGCGCAAGGCGACCAUGGGUUUCAGGGGCAAAGCCGGGAGCCCUUCAAAAUUCGGGAGCAGAUCAAGUUGGAAGCGUUGGAUUCGGACGAAGAGGAGAAGCAGCAGCCGCUCGCAAUGGCCUCGAACAGCAUCUUCGAAAGUUUCUCGUCCUACCAGUCUUGCUUCUCCAGGGAACCUGUGCCUGGGCGACGCUUCACGCCUCCCUCAACAACCCUGAGCUCGGGGAAGAUGAAUGAGGGGUUGCCCCUAGGGGCUCAGGAGAACAGCGGCGCCGCCCUGGUGGGCAAACUGCGCAUGGCUGACCGAAGCAUGGUGGAGGUGCUUUCCGACCACCCAGGAGAGCUGAUGCGCACCGACAGCCCUAAUUUCCUCUGUUCUGUCCUGCCAACACACUGGCGCUGCAACAAGACGCUGCCCAUCGCCUUCAAGGUAGUUGCCCUUGGCGACAUCCCUGAUGGCACCCUAGUCACAGUGAUGGCCGGCAAUGAUGAGAAUUACUCUGCCGAACUUCGGAACGCCACAGCUGGCAUCAAGAACCAAGUGGCCCGUUUUAAUGAUCUGCGUUUUGUUGGCCGCAGCGGACGAGGGAAGAGUUUUACUCUCACCAUCACUGUCUUCACAAACCCUCCUCAGGUGGCCACGUAUCAGAGAGCCAUAAAAAUUACUGUAGACGGACCCCGCGAACCACGACGCCACCGACAGAAGCCUGAUGAAGCAGUAAAGCCAGGCACGUUAGCUUUCUCUGAGCAAUUGAGGCGAAGUGCCAUGCGGUGCAGUCCACACCAUGGCCCUGCCCCCAACCCCCGUCCCGCCCUCAACACGCCCCCCUUCAGCAGUCCUGCCCACAGCCAGAUUUCCGAUUCUAGGCAGAUGCAAACGUCUCCAUCCUGGUCGUACGAGCAGUCAUACCCUUACCUGGGCCCCAUCUCUACCCCAGCGGUUCACCCCACCACACCCAUCUCACCCAGCCGCAGCGCUUUACACUGUCCAGAUCUGACGGCGUUCACUGACCCUCGUGUCAGUCUGGAGCGUUCCUUCCCAUCGCUCCCCUCUCUCCCGGAUGGCCGUUUCUCAGACCCACGGGUUCCCUACCCAACCGGAGCGUUCACAUACACGCCCACCCCUGUCACCAACGCCAUCGGCAUUGGCAUGUCAGCCAUGACCAGCCCGGCGGGCCGCUACCACACAUACUUACCCCCAGCAUACCCUGCGGGCUCCUCCCAGGCUCAGGCCGGACCCUUCCAGGCCGGUUCGUCCCCAUAUCACCUGUACUACAGCAGUGCUGCCGGCUCUUACCAGUUUUCCAUGAUGCCAGGCGGAGGAGGAGGGGGCGAGCGCUCACCGCCACGCAUCUUACCGCCCUGCACCAAUGCCUCCACAGGCUCUGCCCUCUUGCACCCCUCUCUGCCCAAUCAGAGCGAGGUGGUGGUGGAGGCAGAGGGAAGCCACAGUAGUUCACCAACCAGCAUGUCAGUGGAAGCCGUCUGGAGGCCGUAUUGAUGUUUAAAUCAGUUGUUGACCAUUGGGACGAGGGCAGCUGAAUGAGAUGGUUUCUGUUUGGACUCAAUAGACAGACUUAUGUUUUUCACAGAUCAGCAUGAGGCUCAUUUGUUUGUUUUAAAGCUGUGGAUAGUUUGUAUUAUUAUUAUUAUUAUUAAUAUUAUUGUUGUUGUUAUUAUUGUUGUUCGUCUCAUCAUCACUGUGUGAAACUGUUCAUCAGCUCCACCCAGUUUCAUGUCAAACAGAACUCAACAGGUUACAUCUAAGGUCAGAAACAGACUCUACACAAGUACUCAGAUGCAGAUGUGACCGACAUGAUGUAAGCAAUUUAACACAGUUUGGGUAUUAAUAAAUGCAUAUCGCUAAAAAAUAGAACAACUUGUGCAUCAAUAUGGUUUAUGCAAAAGUUAAAAUAAUAAAUAAAAUACUAGUAAUGAAUUUUGUUUCAAUUUUUUAUUGUACUCGAAUGAUUGGUUAUUGUUUUAUUUCUGCUUUUGACAAUAAUUGAAUAUUUAAGUAAAUAUUGCAUCAGUUAUCAGACACCUAAUACAAAUAAUUAAUAUCAAAAUAUGCUAUAAAUAAAAUGAAUUAUGAAUACUUUUACUGUAGUCUAAUGAUUAAUACUGCUUUUUGACAAAAAUAAGUAUUAGUUAAGUUAUCAGACACUUAAAAAUUAUUAAUAUCAUAUCAGUUGAUCUCUAUAUAUAGAAUUCCUUUUAAGUAAAUUAUAAAAACAUGCACAAUGACUUUGCAGUAAUAUAGUGUUAUAUGCCAUUUAUUAAAAUAAGUUAAAUAUUGGUUUAGUUACCAGAUACUUACUAAAAAUAAUAUCAGAAAACAAUCUGAUGUUGAUCUGAAUGGAAACAGGAGUCAUGUCCACUAAUUUUGCUCAAUUUUCUUCAAACUUUACCGUAACUGUAGCUGACCAUAGAAGAAGACGAUUUACGAUUAUGUCCAUUUGCGAUAUUGCCAUCGAAUUACAUUCUGACACAUUUCUGAAUGUAAAAAAUGCAUGAAAUGAAACUUGUGUUGCUGGAAGAGUUUGUGUUGAACUUGUGUAGAGUCUGUUUGGGAUCUAAUACUUUUAAAUUGAUCUACAAUAUAGAAUUUAAAUGUAGUCCAUUCACGAAUUGUGUGAAUAGGUCAACAAAUGCCCAAUAAGUUCCCAGCCUGCUGUUUCUUUCCCGCUUCAUUGUCGUCCCCGAAGCCGAGGUGAACAAAGCAAAGCCUCUGCUGGCGGCGAUAUGCUCUUAAGAGCUUCAACAGACUUUUGACUCUUUACAUUUCCAGGUUUACGAGACUUUGCCCGGUCACUGCCUUUAACAGUCGUUUUCUCCGCUAGAUUUACAGUGCAACAUGGUCUCUGUAAAUUAAAGCUUUCCAAUUGAUGCUCUCACUUCACGGUUUGAUGGUCAGCUGGAUGGAAGAUGCAAGAAUCAUGGACCUGAUUUUUUGUGUAAAUAGAUUGUAAAUGACUCUGGAGGUUAAUGGUAGUUUGAUCACUUCACACACUCGACACGGUUCUCAACUACCACAACUGUGAAAUGAGCAAAAUCUUUUGAAAUGCAGCUUCAUUUUUUUCCCUUUUUGUCCCUUUCCAACAUUUCUUUUGGAAAAUAUAACACUUUGUUGUGAAGAAACUGCUUAUUUCUAUA